Molecule: messenger RNA, 612 nt
Organism: Owenia fusiformis
Lineage: Eukaryota; Metazoa; Annelida; Polychaeta; Sabellida; Oweniidae
Source: the annotation of a GenBank genome assembly
ACUUGCGAUAAUAUAGGACGUUUGGUUUAAUAUGAUAAACCUUCAGAUUUCUCAUUGGAAUUUCCUGUACCUGAACCAGUUAACAGUUUUAAAUACUAACACCAAGGAAUACAUUAAACUCCCUUAUUGCUACUGAAAAUGAGUGACAUUGAAGAUAUUGAACCAGAUGCUGGCACAAAUCUGACAGAUAGUGCAGAACAACAAACAGGGAAUGGCAUCAUUACAAGAGAUGGCAGAAACACAUACAGAUGUAAAAUACUCUCAAGUUUACUUAUCCUUGUCAUCAUGAUUAUAGUUAUCGUCAUAGUUAUCGUAGCAUCUGUACGAAAGUAUGGGCAAAAUGAGAUUCCCCCUUUACCCACUCCCGUUGCAAGUUCACCAUUUACACCAAGUACACCAAGUACACUGAAUACAACAAAAGAUGUUGAUAUGGUUGAUGUUACCACUGAUAACAUAAGGAAGAAAGGAACAAACCAUUUUAUGUGCAAGAAGUUUCCCCAUGCAUUGCCAACAUUAUGCAACAAUACAAACGAACAUUGAAACCAUUUUACUAACUCAGAUGUCAUAAUAAACUGCUAUAAAAGGAGUAAGCAUAAUAUUAAAUGAUGGUAA